Molecule: messenger RNA, 1279 nt
Organism: Gaeumannomyces tritici R3-111a-1
Lineage: Eukaryota; Fungi; Ascomycota; Sordariomycetes; Magnaporthales; Magnaporthaceae
Exons: 2
Coding region: 1-1086 (361 amino acids)
Source: RefSeq, a predicted model, not a curated record
AUGGCCGCGGACGAUGACGGCACCACUCCGAGCUACGGAGACCACUCGAGCAGCUACUGGGCGCCCGGCUGGAACUACCAGCGCUAUAGCAACGCGACGACCGAAGACAUACUCGGCCUGGCUCCCGGCGAGCUCCUCAAGAUGCAGGCGGGGCUGCGCGACGUGCUGGGCGAGCAAGGGGUCGUCGCCAUGGCGCGCCACAACUUUGCGCGGUCGCUCCCUACGGCCGAGGAGGCCAUGGCGACGCCGAACGUCGAGGCGGGGCGGCGGUGUAGCGAUGGCGCUCUGAUGUCGGACGCGUUCGAGGGGCACGCGCAGGGGUCGGAGGCGGUGCAGGGCGCCCCCGAAGAGGCCGUCUGUGUCGACAUACCGCCCAACUGGCUCAGGCUGUGGGUCAAGAGGCACGAGGGCGAGCCGUGGGGGUUCGUGGCGAUACGGGCGGCGUGCUACGGAGGUGAGGGAGAGGAGGAGGAGGAGGAGGCGCGGUGGGCGCGGUUCAAGGAGGCGUUUGGGAAGAUGGUGGAGGUUCCGUUCGACUGGGCGGCCAAGCGCACGAGCAGCGGCGAAGCUGUCGCGCGGGGCAGGGCUGCGUUCGAGGUGCGUUGGGUCGAGGACCCUGUGCUCCAGGGGGCUGAAAUGGACGUUUUGAGACGAAAAUACCAAGAGCUCUUCCCCAGUCUUCCCGGGGGGUUAAAACAUCCCAUCUUCCUCUGCGCGACCCCCGAGGUCGUCGAGUCGGUGCUGUCCGCCGCCGCGUCGUCGGACCCCCCGACGGCCGACUCGCGGCGCUGGCGGCGGGGCGCGCCCUACGUGCACGCCGUGGCGGCGUCGCGCGACCGCGGCGUCGAGGACGAGCACGAGGAGUCGGCCUGGUUCCGCGACGUUUUCCGCGUCGCCGUCGAGGUGGUCGCCGACGAGCUCUGGUGGCUCGUCGGCUCGGGCGCCAUGCCCGUCCGGCGCAUCACCCGCGGCGUCAAGGGGGUCGGCGUCCCGGCCGACGUGGGCAACGCGGACCUCGCCGACUUGUGGUGGUCGACGGCGCCGUCGCCCGAGAUGGUGCGGAGGAGGGGGUCGGUGGCGUCCUAGGCGAGGCUAGGGGACCUACGUUUUCGAGUCGCUUGCUGGAUUUUCUGUCAUGUCCAUGAACCUAUCGUCCAUGAUCCUAUCGCCUGGCGAACCAAUCUUGAGAAUUCUUGCUUCUUCCGACUUGCUCCCUCAUUGCUUCGUUUCUUGGUUGCCUUGCCACGUAUUCCAACGCUAGAUACAGCCCCGUAUAACC